Molecule: messenger RNA, 540 nt
Organism: Pecten maximus
Lineage: Eukaryota; Metazoa; Mollusca; Bivalvia; Pectinida; Pectinidae
Exons: 2
Coding region: 1-540 (179 amino acids)
Biological process (GO): DNA integration
Molecular function (GO): nucleic acid binding
Source: RefSeq, a predicted model, not a curated record
AUGACGAGACAGUUGACAAAAGACGAUGUAGAAUAUCUCAGAAAAUUUUAUUACAAUUUAGACAAUCCAGCAGCUUACAGUGGUCCACGGAAAUUGUUUCAAGCACUUAAAGGUUCAUAUAGUUACGGGCAGAUCAAACAGUUCCUUCAGAACGAGGAUGCAUAUUCACUGCAGAAACCAGUCCGACACAAAUACAGGAGGCAGCAGGUCAUUGUCACUCACAUCGAUGAAGAAUUCCAAGGUGAUCUCCUGGACGUCCGAAACCUAGCAGAACACAAUGAUAAAGUUCAGUAUUUGAUAAUGGUCAUCGACAUUUUUUCUAAAUUUCUUUGGGUACAACCAUUAUUGAAUAAAAGAUCAAAGAGCAUCAUAGCAGCAUUAAAGCUAGUAUUUAAAAACUGGAGAAUUCCGGAGAAGUUUUAUACAGAUAAAGGGAACGACAUCAAAAAGUCUCCCGACGAUGUCAAGGUCACCAUGGUCUCCCCCGCUCAGCAAGUGGUGGAACAGGCUAAAUCAGAGCUGAAACGAGAUCAGAGCUGA